AUAAUAGUCUAGAAGAAAAAGAAAAAUGAAAAUCCAUGACCAAAUAUUGUCAAACACACACUUGGCUAUAUUUGCCAGCCUUUUUAUAAACAUACUUCUCAAGUAUGGUCCCUCCUUUACCUUGUUUGGGAGCUGGGAUUUAUUUCUGGUGAAAAAGGGCAAGAACUAAUUAGGUAAAGAUCUAGGUAUAUAAAUAUAAUAAUAAUUAAAAGGAAAAAAUAUUGUAACCAAACAUGGGAAGGAGUAAGGUACAGCUAAAACGGAUCGAGAACAAGAUCAAUCGACAAGUAACUUUCUCAAAAAGGAGAACCGGUUUGCUCAAGAAAGCUAAUGAACUCUCUGUUCUUUGUGAUGCUGAAGUUGCUUUGAUUAUCUUCUCUCAUAAUGGAAAGCUCUUUGAGUAUUCAACUGAUUCAUGCAUGGAGCAGAUACUGGAACGCCAUGAAAGGUAUGGCUAUGCAGAGAAACAACUAGUAGGAAAUGAUACUCCUGACACACAGGAAAACUGGACAAUUGAAUACACUAGACUCAAAGCAAAGAUUGAUCUUUUGCAGCGAAACCACAGGCACUAUAUGGGAGAAGAUUUAGCUACAAUGAGCCUGAAAGAGCUUCAGUGUUUAGAGCAGCAGUUAGAUACUGGUCUCAAGAACAUCCGUUCCCGCAGAACUCAAGUGAUGUAUGAAGCCAUUUCUGAGCUUCAGAAAAAGGAGAAAGGAAUUCAAGAGCAGAAUAACAUGCUCUCAAAAGAGAUUAAGGAGAAGGAGAAGGCAGUUGCACAAGAGGCUGCUGCUCAAUGGGAGCAGCCAAACUAUAGGGUUAAUACUUCUUUCAUACUACAAGACCCUCUUCCCGGUUUGAACAUAGGUGGCAAUUACCGUGUGGGAGAACAAGAACAUGGGAGAAACGGGCUUGACCUGACCCUUGAACCACUAUAUUAUUGAUUCUUAAUUUCCAACCUUGGAUGUUCUUGAAAACGUUUUUAUAUUUUACAAUCAUAUAUAUCAUAUAGGAACGAGUAUAUGUCGUAAUAUAUGUCUAAAUGUUGGAAUGAAUACAUUAUAUAUGCUUGAGUCAAUGAUAUAUAUGGUUUUCAAUAAGUUGAAGACAUUAAUUUCAAGUGUUUUUUAUGUAAGAGGAUAUUAAAUUUGUAAUCAAAUUCUAAUAAUUUUAGUAUGGAGAACUUUUUCACUACGGUAGUGGAAUACCGUUUAA
Messenger RNA from Trifolium pratense (red clover), 1212 nucleotides. RefSeq names its product truncated transcription factor CAULIFLOWER A-like. Gene Ontology annotation, cellular component: nucleus. The record is from RefSeq and is a predicted model, not a curated record. Lineage: Eukaryota; Viridiplantae; Streptophyta; Magnoliopsida; Fabales; Fabaceae. The coding region runs from base 234 to 941 and encodes 235 amino acids. The transcript is spliced from 8 exons. Gene Ontology annotation, biological process: positive regulation of transcription by RNA polymerase II. Gene Ontology annotation, molecular function: protein dimerization activity; RNA polymerase II cis-regulatory region sequence-specific DNA binding; DNA-binding transcription factor activity, RNA polymerase II-specific.